AUGGAAAAUAAGGGAGUCUACGAACUGUACGCAAAACAACAAGACGUGUUGACUGACGCGAUGAAACAAAGACAACCCUUUUCGAUUGCUUCUGAAACGGACGACGAUGAUUUUUGGAAGGUCGUCAUUUUUGAUCAAUUCAAUUGCGAUUUACUCUCAUUGCAACUCCGAGUUGGGGAAGUUAGGAAAUAUGGCGUAACUUUGAUGCUACACAUCGACAAUCCACGACAACCACUUGAGGAUGUCCCAGCUAUAUAUUUUGUCGAACCAACGAAGCGAAAUGUUGACAGUAUACUCUCUGACACAAAGAGUGGGAAGUAUGCAAAAUUCACAAUUUGUUUUUCGUCGGUCAUUUCCGAUGAAUUGCUCGACUACUUUGCAACAAAUAGCGCCGCACAACAUACUGAUACUUUAAUUAAAAAUAUUCGAGAUAUGUAUAUUCAUUAUCACGUCUUGGAACCACACCUGUUUACUCUAUCGAUGGAGAACUCAUACUGUGCGUUCAAUAACCAAAAGGUUGACGAGAAAACGGGAUUAGAGAAUAUAUCAACGGUCGUGAAUUCAUUAAUGAGUGUGUGUGUCACGUUGCGAGAGGUUCCAAUCAUUCGUGCACGUGGAGGAAGUUUGGAGGAUGUCAUUGCACGACAACUGACACAACGCCUUCACAAAUUUAGUGCUGCAAAUCCAACGUUUUUCAGAAGAGGAGUUUCGACAAGGCCAAUUUUACUCAUCACAAACAGAAACCACGACAUUUCAGCAGGACUUUUGCAUGGAUGGAACUACCAAGCACUCAUAAAAGAGGUUACUGAGUACCAAUUAAAUCGUGUACUGUUAGAUGGGAAGUGGGAGGAUAUUGAAACAGAGGGCGAGUUUUGGAAAGGGUGCAAAGCUUCGAUCAUUCCCGACGUCACGGACGCAAUUCAAAAAAAGACAAAAGAGUUGGUGACUGAAAAGGAGAAGUUCCAGAUUGUAGCUAACAGCUUUGGACUCAGUUUUGAUGAGCAAGCGGAUAUUAACACGGUGAGCGAAGAAGACAAGAAAAAGCUUCAAGGCCAAGGAAUGGCAAAAUAUGGAGAACAGAUGACACAAAUUCGUGCAUUGAAAAAGGAAAUUGAUUUACACACUGCAAUUGCAAGACUUGUCGUCGAACAAAUCAAACAGAGAGAAAUCGAUUUACUCUUUUCAUAUGAAGAUAAUGUUAUGUCGGGUAUCCAAGUCGAACAAGAAGCACUCCUCAAUUUUGCUGCGAGAAUUACUAACACCACAGACUUGGCUCGACUUUUUUAUAUUUACUUACUGAAUACUCAAGACGUCAGCGCACUGAAAAAAGUCGUUGAAGCAGGAAAAGUUGAUUUGAAGGCGUUAGACUAUAUGAAAAAAUUGAAACAAACACAAGAAUACCUUCAUUUGACAAAAGACAAAAAGAAGGAAGUUGGGUUUGCGUCGAUGAUCAGCAUGGUCGGCAAAGUUGUUCAAAGACUUAUUCCCAUGGAUAAGAAUAUGGCAGUGACUGUGUUGGUAGACACACUGACUGAGUGUAAACAGAAUGAACUUGAGAACGAGUACAAUUAUUACGACCCAAGAAGUUCAACGGAGAAUGUAGUCGAUGGACGCCGUACAAUCCAAUUUAAAGACUCUAUUGUGUUUGUCGUUGGUGGAGGGAAUUACACUGAGUUUUCGAACAUUCAACAGUAUGCCGAGAGAAAUGGGAAACAUGUGUUAUAUGGAGCCACUGAAAUGUUUGGUGGAAAAGAGUUAUUAGAGCAAAUAGAGAUGAUUAUUUGA
Molecule: messenger RNA, 1785 nt
Organism: Entamoeba invadens IP1
Lineage: Eukaryota; Evosea; Mastigamoebida; Endamoebidae
Exons: 3
Coding region: 1-1785 (594 amino acids)
Biological process (GO): intracellular protein transport; endoplasmic reticulum to Golgi vesicle-mediated transport
Cellular component (GO): cytosol; Golgi membrane
Molecular function (GO): syntaxin binding
Source: RefSeq, a predicted model, not a curated record